AGACUGGCGCGCCGGGACGGCGGGCAUCUCAGGGCACCCGGCAGAGGCGCGGCGCGCGAGGAGGGGGCCGGGCGGCCGUUGGCUGCAGCGCCAUGAACGCGGUAGUGGUGCGGCGGACUCAGGAGUCUCUGGGCAAGGUGAUCCGGAGGCCGCCGCUUACCGAGAAGCUGCUGAACAAGCCGCCGUUCCGCUACCUGCACGACAUCAUCACCGAGGUGAUUAGGAUAACUGGCUUCUUGAAGGGCCUCUACACAGAUGCUGAGAUGAAGUCAGACAACGUCAAGGAUAAAGAUGCAAAAAUUAGCUUCCUACAGAAGGCCAUAGAUGUGGUCAUGAUGGUGUCAGGAGAGCCCUUGGCAGCAAAACCAGCUAGAAUCGUGGCGGGGCACGAGCCCGAGAGAACCAACGAGCUGCUCCAGCUGAUUGGCAAGUGCUGCCUCAGCAAGCUCUCCAGCGAUGAGGCUGUGAAGAGAGUCUUAGCUGGGGAGAAGGGGGACUCGAGAGGACGGGCCUUACGGACUGCCAAAGCACUUGAGCCCGACAACAAGAACGGGAAGGAAGAGGAGGCCAGACCUCUUAAAGAGGACAGAAGAAGCUCGGAGGUCAAGGAGGGAAGCACAAGUGCAGAGCACAGGCAGAGGGAGGAACCGAAGGAUGAAAACAAACCCCGGGAGAAGGAGAAAGACAAGGAAAAGGCGAAGGAGCCUGACAGAGACCGACACAGAGACCCUGACAAGGACAGAAGCAGAGAAGGAGAGCGAGAGAAAGCCAGAAUGAGGGCCAAGCAGGACAAGGACAGAAGCAACAAAGAGCGAGACAAAGAGGCAGAGAGGGACAAGGACAGGGACAGGAGGAGUGAGGGCGGGAAAGACAAAGAGAGGCUGAAGGACCGAGACCGUGACAAGGGAAAAGACCGCGAGCGACGGAAAUCGAAGAAUGGAGAACAUUCCCGGGAUCCUGACAGGGAGAAAAGCAGAGAUGCAGACAGGCCAGAGAAAAAGUUGGCAAGCUCAGGGGAGAUGUCUAAGAAGUUGUCAGAUGGAUCUUUCAAAGAUGCCAAAGCAGAGAUGGAGGCUGAGGUUUCUGCGGGAGCAUCCAGGUCUUCGACCAUAAAGGCAUCAAAACGGCGGUCUAAGAAUUCUCUGGAAGGCGACUCCCCCAGUGAUGCAGAAGGAGAAGCUGGACCUAUUGGCCAAGAUAAGCCUGAGGUGUCAGAGAAUGCAGAAGUCACCAGUGAGCUUUCCUCCACUCUCAGAAGAAUACCUCGGCCUGGGAGUGCACGGCCAGCACCUCCCAGGGUCAAACGACAAGAGAGCACCGAGACACUGGCAGGAGACAGGUCAGGAAGUGGUAAAACUGUCUCCAAUGUGAUCAUUGACUCACAGAAUUCUGACAAUGAAGAUGAUGAGCAGUUUGUGGUGGAAGCUGCCCCUCAGCUGGCAGAAAUCUCAGAAAUUGAAAUGGUGUCAGCAGGGGACCUGGAGGAUGAGGAGAAUCACGGUGGGCUCGUGAAGAAGAUCUUGGAGACAAAGAAGGAUUAUGAGAAAUUGCAAUCGUCUCCCAAGCCUGGUGAGAAGGAGCGAUCACUCAUCUUUGAGUCAGCAUGGAAGAAGGAGAAGGACAUCGUCUCCAAGGAGAUAGAGAAGCUCCGUGUGUCCAUCCAAACCCUGUGCAAGAGUGCACUUCCCCUGGGAAAGAUCAUGGACUACAUCCAGGAGGACGUGGACGCUAUGCAGAACGAACUGCAGCUGUGGCACAGCGAGAACCGGCAGCACGCUGAAGCCCUGAGCAAGGAGCAGAGCAUCACCGACAGUGCGGUGGAGCCCCUGAAAGUGGAGCUAUCUGAGCUGGAGCAGCAGAUCAGAGACCAGCAGGACAAGAUCUGUGCCGUGAAGGCCAACAUCCUGAAGAACGAGGAGAAGAUCCAGAAAAUGGUGCACAGUAUCAACCUGACGUCACGCAGGUGAAGGGCCAGCCCUGCUCACAUGCACCCGGCUUCCUCAUGAAGAGAGAAGGGACAGGAAAGUGCCACUCUGAGCCCCAGUCUGCUGAGAAAAUGGAAUGCUGACAGCCUGGCCCAGCUCCGGUCAGAGCUUUUGGCUUAGGCACUGAGCUUAUUAAAAGGCUGUGUUUUUUCCUUCCUUCUAGCUGUGCUACUUGCUACGUAUAACUAGCUCGCCACAGUGGGAAGGAGGGCUUCUUUCUUUGUUUCUUGGCAAAUAAGUUUUCUGCUGCCUGUUUAACCCUGCACCCAAGUUUUCCUGCUGGUAAGUUGUGUCAUCCUACCAGGGAAACAGCAGGCCUUCAUUUCUGCUUUUGAAUCUCCCAGGAGGAUCUCAUACUGGCACCGGGCAAAGAAUGACUGUGUGCUUUUUGGUGGGUACUUUAUGAGUAGACUGAGGCUUGAAAUGCUCGAAUUGCCAUUUUCAUUUCUACCUGUGUCCUUGUAAGGAAGGAGCCUGUCACCUGUGCAGGGUUGCUGCCUUCUUAUUAGCACACAUGCUGCUUUCUGUAGCUCCCCCAUGGCCCUGCUGGCUACAUUUCUAGCCCUUGAAGCUCAUCUGCUGAGAAGGGACGAUUCAAUCUGGCCUUUAUGGGCAUUGUGUGAUGGGAACUGUCAUGGCUACCACCUAGGCUUUCUUCAGCCUCUAGAUAAUGCCUGAUGGCUGGCUAAGCAGUCCCUAGGACUCCUUAAGAGGGCCUUGUAAGCGUGAAGGAGUGGCAUAGUGCUUUUCUUCUGUGUAGGUAUGCUCUGAGAGUUGGGAGUGAGAAGAGAUUGUAAGGAAGAGAAUACACCAAUUUACAAUUUG
Acomys russatus (golden spiny mouse) is the source of this 2810-nucleotide messenger RNA. It is a transcript of the gene Ift54, whose product is annotated as TRAF3 interacting protein 1. Bases 93 to 1967 code for a protein of 624 amino acids. The transcript has 15 exons. Lineage: Eukaryota; Metazoa; Chordata; Mammalia; Rodentia; Muridae. Gene Ontology annotation, molecular function: microtubule binding. Gene Ontology annotation, biological process: intraciliary transport; cilium assembly; regulation of microtubule cytoskeleton organization. The record is from RefSeq and is a predicted model, not a curated record. Gene Ontology annotation, cellular component: ciliary basal body; intraciliary transport particle B; centrosome.